Molecule: messenger RNA, 829 nt
Organism: Daphnia carinata
Lineage: Eukaryota; Metazoa; Arthropoda; Branchiopoda; Diplostraca; Daphniidae
Exons: 2
Coding region: 139-642 (167 amino acids)
Source: RefSeq, a predicted model, not a curated record
UAGUUCAGUUCACUAUAGUAGUGUCUUCGGUGUAUAAAAAGAACUCUGCAAGAAGAGGGUUUUAUGCAUUUGUCGCAACAGCGUCGAAGGAGAUAAUUCCUGCUUUCGUUGGUUUCCGUCGAUAUCCUUCCAGCUAAAAUGCUCACGAAGGCAAAAAUAAUUCUCUUAAUUCAGCUGGUAACUCUGGUACUGGCCGACGUUGCCACAUACGAUGAAGAAGUUUCUGGUAUUGCUGAAAUGGAAGAAACUGCAAUUGCUACGGCCGACGAUUCGUCCUUAGAGAACGCCAUGGACGCAUCGGAGACUUUCCAUCGUCGUUAUUACAAGCCGAGAACCUACUACUACCCAAGAUAUCACUACCCCAGAUAUACUCCAUCUUAUGCACCAACUAGGAGAUAUUACUAUCAGAGGCCCCAAUACAACCAACCAAAUCGCGGCUCUUAUUACCGCCCUGCAUACCGCCCAUCGUACCAACCGCAGUACUACUAUUCUACGAGCAGUUCGUCAGAUUCUUCUCCACCUGUUCAUAGCGAUCCACCACACAUCCCCGAUAUACCAUUCAUUCCUAACGAUCCACCACACAUCCCCGAUACACCAUUCAUUCCUAACGAUCCCCCACAUAUACCACAUGUAGAUAAGUGAAGAGUUCAACCAUCUACAUCAGAAUUACGAAGCACUUGAAAAACUGACCAAGAACAGCAAAAUUGAUUCCGAAACUGACUUUACAAACUCAAUUGUUACCAAUAUGAUUUUUGUUAUCACGCUUCCUGUUAUCGCCCUUUUACUGUUUCGCUUUGCUCAACAAUACAUACACUUUAAUCAGCAAAUA